AUGGUGUGGAGGGCAUUGUAUUUAGAUGUCAUGUUAAUACCCUUAGGGUUACUCAUAAACUUUGGUUACCACCUUUGGUUAUGGCAUAAGGUUCGGACUCAAGCUUUCUUAACCAUCUUCGGAAUAGAUAUUGAUGGCAGGUGUUUGUGGGUUCCUACCAUCAUUAAGGAUAUUGAUAAGAAGAACAUUGUAGCAGUCCAAAGUGUUAGGAACAUGAUGAUGGGGUCAAUUUUUAUGGCCAGCACAAGCAUCGUUCUCUGCUGUGGCCUUGGAGCAGUGAUUAGUAGCACUUACAGUGUGAAGAAGCCACUCAUUGAUUCAGUUUAUGGAGCACAAGGGGAAUUUGCAGUGGCUUUAAAAUAUGCAACUCUGUUUGUUGUAUUCAUAUUUUCAUUUCUUUUUCAUUCUUUGUCAGUUUGUUUUCUCUGCCAAUUGAGCAUCCUCAUUUGCACACCACAAGAUGUCAUGAGUUUGGUUACCCAAGAGUAUUUAAUUGAGAUAUUAAGAAAGGCCACUAUUUUGAGUAUUGUGGGAAACAGGGUUUUACACACAGGGCUUCCCCUUCUUCUUUGGAUCUUUGGACCGGUGAUGGCAUUUUCAUGUGAGGUUGCCAUGGUGUUGGUGCUUCAUAAGCUAGAUUUUGUGUCUUCCUAG
Molecule: messenger RNA, 654 nt
Organism: Abrus precatorius (Indian licorice)
Lineage: Eukaryota; Viridiplantae; Streptophyta; Magnoliopsida; Fabales; Fabaceae
Exons: 2
Coding region: 1-654 (217 amino acids)
Source: RefSeq, a predicted model, not a curated record